Patiria miniata (bat star) is the source of this 1161-nucleotide messenger RNA. RefSeq lists its product as uncharacterized. The transcript is spliced from 3 exons. The coding region runs from base 155 to 1033 and encodes 292 amino acids. The record is from RefSeq and is a predicted model, not a curated record. Lineage: Eukaryota; Metazoa; Echinodermata; Asteroidea; Valvatida; Asterinidae.
CGUAAAACGUAAACAGACUUUUCAGAAACAAGAAAAACGUCAAUGUUCACGGACUGCCUUCAUAAAAUUUGAGCGACAAAUCAUACUUUCGGAAGCGAAAUUCCACUGAUAUUUGCAGCACAAGGUCUUCACUAGUCUAGACCGUGAGAUAAACAUGCCGCAGGACGUGAGUGGACGAAUUCCUAUGCCGACGCUGGACCCCAGCACGGGGGAAAAACUCAACGUGAGAUUGAGAAUGGUCGGCAAGCGAGGAACUAACAUAAGUCAACGUGUUGCAGUCCUCGACCGCCCAACGAAACCCCAGCUGAAAUUGGACGAAAACGUCCAGAGUUUCCUGCCAUCGCUGAAACCGAAGGCCAAAGCCAAGGGGCUCAUCGUCACAUCCCGUACGCCUUCCCCAAGCACAGCCGUGCUAGUCCCACAUCCACCGGCCAUGCACACCCGCAGCAAGGGUAUGGAUGACGCCUCGAGCCAUGCCGGCUACAACCUCCGCCUGCGUCGGGUCUCCGUGAGGGGCAAGCCGGAGAAUCUGCCAUCGAUUUUCGAAACUGCCGACGAACCGUCUGGCCGUCACCCCUCCUUCAAAGCCAAGAAGGAGAGGCUGAAGUCUUCCAGGCACCGCGGGGCAGCAGCCAGAGAGAAGAAGACAAAGCAGAGAGGCCAGGCUGCCAACAAGCUGCCCGACAUCAACGGUCACAACAAAGGGCAGAGGCCGACUGCACCAAAGAUGGACGCCUGGGCUCCUGUCAGUGAACAAUACCGUGAAUUAACUAAGAUUGACAAUGACUUACUGUGGUACGCUGACACUGCUGCCGAUCACAACAAGGACCGUCUGGAGCUCCCUGCCAUAAAGGGGGCGGAGACCAUCCUCCCCCAGCAGCUCGUGCCGCAAACUUUCUCCGAAGAGAGACUCCCAGAUAUGCCGAGGAUGACCUGCCGCCAAGAGCGUCAUAACAGCAAAAGGUUCCACGCCCGCAGUCCCGGGCAACAGAUAAUGUGGGCAAGGAAAUGCUUCGACGACAAACAGCACUGAAGUUCAGUAUCUCUUCAAAAAUUUUCAUUUUACUUCCAUUUGUGUCCAAACAUAAUCUCCACGUUUCUGGUGCUAAUAUCCAUUCGAUCAUGUAUACUAAGUAGCUAUAGGCAAAAUCCAGGUAUCAU